ACCAUUAGCUCUAGCUCAUCGACAUGGUGUUUAGCAAACUCAUUCCUUAAUUUUUGAUUUUUAUUCAACUUAUAGUUUUAAUGGACGACCGUGAGCUUGACCUGACUGGGGCACAGAAAGCUAUCAAAUCUAAAUAUCCUCCUAUCAACAAGAAAUAUGAGUACCUGGAUCACACAGCAGAUGUGCAAAUUCACUCCUGGGGAGACUCGUUGGAGGAGGCUUUUGAGCAGUGUGCCAUGGGGAUGUUUGGUUACAUGACCGACACAGAGACGGUGGAACCGAUCGAUACUGUUGAAGUGGAAUCAGAGGGUGAAGAUCUGGAGUCUCUUCUGUUCCACUUCUUAGAUGACUGGUUAUACAAGUUUUCUGCAGAUCUCUUCUUUGUCCCCAGGGAGAUCAAAGUCGUUUCCAUUGAUAGAAUGCAUUUUAAAAUUCGCUCCAUUGGGUGGGGUGAAGAAUUUUCUCUGGAAAAGCAUCCUCAGGGAACUGAAGUGAAAGCUAUCACAUACUCUGCAAUGCAGAUCCACGAUAAGGAGAAGCCAGAGAUAUUUGCCAUCAUUGAUAUUUGAGAAUUCUGGUUCGAUGAAACUGCUGAUUUUAUAUAGCCUUUUUUUUUCUUUGGAUUACUUUUUUAUUUCACUUGUAAAAUAAGGUGUAAUGGGUUUGAUGAGUGGCUUACUAUUUAACUCUUUGGGGUCAUAUUUAACUAACUAUGGGGUCUUGUCUAUGUGUUUAAUGUAAAACUUCAGAAAAAUUAAAUAAAUAAAUUGCAGCAGUAUAAAUUGUGUCUAUGGUUUAAAAUCAGGAUGUUUACUUGAAGUCAUUAAUAAAACUGAUAAAAAAACUUGAUCAAAAUUGUAUUUUGAUAAAUAUGUUAAACAGUUCACCUGUUUUCUUCUAGGAUGUAGUUGAUAUUGUUAUAAUUACUCAAAUUUUAGUUUAGUGGGUUUGUUUUGUAUUUAAUAUGAAAUGGGAAAUUCCUUUACCAGAUCUAAAUGUGUUUGUUUUCCUAGUAUUUUCAACAUAUUUAACAAAACUCUGGAAAUGAAAGGUUUUGGUUUAAUAUAAAUGUUAUUUUAUUUAAUCCACACAAAAUAAUCAAACUGAAUCUUAUUUUUCAAGACAAAUGGAUAAAUACAUUUCUAUCAUUAUUGGUUCUCCUCCAUAGAAUAGUUUAAUAAAUAAAAUGUCAAGAAAAGAGAAAAGGGAAUCCAAUUUCAAUUUAGGAAUGAAAAGACAUUAAAAACAUCCAAUGUUAAUAAAAAGACAUAAAGAAAAUGAAAUAAUUGAAUUGUAAAAUGAAAAAGUAAACUUUGUCCACUUUCUAAACAGAUAAAUCUAUUGAAUAUAUGUAGCAAUUAAUUCUAUUGUAAUUGUAUGGAAUAGAUUUGUGUUUUUUUAAAGGAAAAAUAUGCCGUUAGUUCCAUCUGAGAAGUGUGGCCUGCAUGCGUUGCCCACUUCUCGCCAGCUAGACCUCAGAGGAUUUUUAAAAACUAUUGGGUACUGUUUAUAAAAUCUAACUCUACACACCUCCACAACUAAGUACAAUGUAUUUAUAUAGAAUGUUUCUCAGGCUGCAGUCACUAAGUGUUUUACAGUAAAACUACAUGAGCAUUUUAAAUAUACAUCAAAACAAUCAGCUGUAUUAUUAGCCUGUCUGGUUUCUUCCUUGUUGUUGCUGUUUGCUCACUUAUAUUAUUGGCCAGACCUUGAACCUCACAUAUAAACUGGACCUAUGCUGAGAUUUAAUUCCUAAUAGAUGGACUUUAUUCAUUAUUGCGUUCAAUAAUUUUACAUAUAAAAAAAGCUGCAUACCAAUGUUUGCCACAAAAUGUUUUCUAAGUAAAAAACUUUCACAAAUCAUGAUUGAUUUUCUGCUUCACCACUUGCUAUACUUUUUGUUGGACUAUUACAUGAAAUGUAAAACUUCUUUUACCUUUUAGUUUAUUUUAUUCUAAACAAAUCUGUCAAAAUAAAUGGACACAAAAUUGUCCUUUGCAAUGCUUUCAGGAUACAAUACCAAAGCUAAGGACAUCUUGGUGGAAGUUCCCAUUCCGUUUGGAACAUCUCUAGUUCCAAUACCAUGAUUUUCCAUUAUUAUGCAACCCCAUGCUAAAUGGGUUAAUGACAUAUUUUGUUACUCUACAAACCUAAAUGAAGCAGUUGCAAUUAGAUUUAUCUAUGUUUUACACAUUCCAACACAUGAAAUGCCAUUGGUAAUAAAAUGCUAUUCCACUUGGGUUAAUGAUUGCAGUAAUUAAGGCAAAUGCCAUCUACACAAUUCCCAGGCAAAACCGCUUAAAUUAACUGAAAAAUAUUUAGAAAAACAGAAAAUUCCUUCUAAUGUAGUUCAGUAACAUUGACCGAUUAGUCUAAUAUGAUACAUAUCAGAGGCUCUUCACGGACAUAACUCAAGCCAAUCUUAUUUAGAUGGGUGCAAAUUAGUUGAAGGUAUUUAUGGUGGAAACAAAAUCUAGAUUGAAAUUGUUUGUCAGUUGUGAUUUGAAAUUAAUAAAAGAUAGGAAAACUUGGAGGGUAGAUAUAAACAAUUUGCUAGACCUAAGGGCUGGGGUGUUUUCCAGACAAUUGUGGAAGUAUGCAGAAGGAAAGUUUACUAAAUCCCAUGUGCUUUAUAACCCUCUAAAGGUUAAAAAGUAUAGAAUUCUAUUAAUUCCAGUACUUAACAAAAAUGUAAACAUUGUUGACAUAAUUAGGGGCCAAAUAAUAUCCACACAAAAAGAAAAACAGCCUGCUCUUAUUGUCAGUUGGGUGAACAACACUAAACUGAUAUGGACGAAUAAUACUGCUGUUCAUAUUCGAUUUUUUCUGUAUAAACAUUAAAUUUUAUUCACAUCAGACACACAAUCUUUUUUCCAAGAAAGACCCAGCUUGAAGAAGCUUGAUGCUUUUUUUUUUUUUUUUUAUUCGACAUAAUUUUUUUAAUUUGUGGUUCCUAUCUAAACAAUCGAAAAAAACAUUAUUGCUUCAGAUUGAUUUGGGGCUUUCUUAAAGUAAAAAAAAAAAAGAAAGAAAAAAAAUAGGCGGGAGCAAAGAUGUUUCCGGUUGCCAGUGACGUAACUUCCCUCUCUCCUCUCAAAUGCUGCUGCGCCAUCCCUCCUUUGUCUGCUGCUGACCAGAGAAACCGGCAGGGAUCACCGCUCCGCAGUCUGCUUUAUUUCCUCUCUCAAAUAUUUUUUUCAAAGUUAAUAUAACCCAAUUCUGCACUAUUUCAAUUCGGCGAAUUAACCGCGAGUUAGUUUUGAGCCAGAAAUCCAAGCGUCUGUAAGUCCGCCAUAGUCGAGCCUUGGCGAAGAAA
Molecule: messenger RNA, 3316 nt
Organism: Cyprinodon variegatus (sheepshead minnow)
Lineage: Eukaryota; Metazoa; Chordata; Actinopteri; Cyprinodontiformes; Cyprinodontidae
Gene: tslig1
Product: zinc finger and BTB domain containing 8 opposite strand
Exons: 7
Coding region: 81-569 (162 amino acids)
Biological process (GO): tRNA splicing, via endonucleolytic cleavage and ligation
Cellular component (GO): tRNA-splicing ligase complex
Source: RefSeq, a predicted model, not a curated record